AUGCGUCACAGCGCACUAGCUGGUUCCUUCGCUGCCCUCGCCGGUUUACUAGGCAAACUCGGCGCCGAUGGCGACUCGAGCGCGCUGCAGCUUUUUGAAACCCAAUGUCAAUCGUCGUCAUGGUUUGACUCAUGCGGUCUACUGAGUUAUCUCGUGCGCGUCUUGUGUCUGGUACUAAUGCUCGGCGCCAAUAGCCUGAUGCUCAGCUGCUUUGUUAAGGGACUACACGAGACGGACUCGCUCACAGCCACAGUCACAAGCGCAGCGGUGAACUUUAUGCUCUCGGCUGCUAGUGGCUUUUUCUUCUUCCAGGAGCAUCUACCCCCUCGCUGGUUCCUGGGAGCCUUUGUGAUUUUAGUAGGAAUGGCAUUCCUAAUGCAUGGAAACACCCCUGCAGAGGACAAGACCAAGCAGGAAUAG
Peronospora farinosa is the source of this 420-nucleotide messenger RNA. The record is from the annotation of a GenBank genome assembly. Lineage: Eukaryota; Oomycota; Peronosporomycetes; Peronosporales; Peronosporaceae.